This is a messenger RNA of Macrosiphum euphorbiae (potato aphid), 246 nucleotides long. NCBI's taxonomy places the organism in Eukaryota, Metazoa, Arthropoda, Insecta, Hemiptera, Aphididae. The record is from the annotation of a GenBank genome assembly.
AUGCUAAGAACCAUCAAACAAAUUCAUACAAAUGACCCACAAAAUAUUUGGAUAGAAACUUUUGAAAUUUUCUUUGGAUGGGCGGUUGGGGACACGUACGUAAUACGUAUGAUGACAGAUUACACUGGGAUUGAUUCUUCAACUGUAGAAAAUCCUGUGGUAGAAACUUUAAAUGAAAGUAUAGAGUCUAAUGCUGUAAUAUCAGAACUUGAUGUACCUUUCAAUUCUAUUGAUAUUUUAGUGUAA